UUUACCAUUAGAAGAAUUUCCAAAAUCAUCUCGAUUUCCAAACAAAUUCCUUUCUAAAGCUUUCCUUUUUAUCAUUUCCUGAUUUGCUAGUAUAAAUGUUUGCAUUGGGUUUUGACGUCGUAAAGCGGCUGAGGCUAGAAAUUGCUGCCAACAAAGAGACUGUUGUUGAAUUAAUAUUGGGGGAGGUUUUAAUUGAAAACAAUUUAAAUUAUUUGGUAAUUCUUGUUGAGGGAAUUGGAAACGUUGUUGGGCGUUGAGGGAAGGGAAGGUAGCUGAUAAUUCUGCAACUGAUGGAAAUGGUCUGGAAAUUAAAGAAUUGAUUAAAACUAGGGUUGUACAUA
Messenger RNA from Meloidogyne enterolobii, 341 nucleotides. Lineage: Eukaryota; Metazoa; Nematoda; Chromadorea; Rhabditida; Meloidogynidae. The record is from the annotation of a GenBank genome assembly.